Molecule: messenger RNA, 2976 nt
Organism: Pseudonaja textilis
Lineage: Eukaryota; Metazoa; Chordata; Lepidosauria; Squamata; Elapidae
Product: RAC-beta serine/threonine-protein kinase
Biological process (GO): protein phosphorylation
Cellular component (GO): nucleus
Molecular function (GO): ATP binding; protein serine/threonine kinase activity
Source: RefSeq, a predicted model, not a curated record
ACGCGCCUGCGCAGAGUAGCGAAGGUUGGCUGGUGGCGGGUCUGUUGUCGUUCCUGCUCGCGUCCCGGCCGCCCUGCGUGCGAGUCGGGAGAAGGCGGGGUUUGCGGGCGCCGUCGGACCUGACGCGACGGCAGCCCUGAGGAUGGCCCCGCGGGGACGCCGGUAGCAGCAGCAGGUCGCCAGGAAGCCUGGGGCCCACCUGGCAGGCAGCAGCCCCUCUCCGUGCCCUGUGGUGGCAGCAACAUGAGUGAGGUGUCGGUGAUUAAGGAGGGAUGGCUGCACAAGCGAGGGGAAUACAUCAAAACGUGGAGGCCCCGAUACUUCCUCCUCAAAAGCGACGGCUCUUUCAUCGGCUACAAGGAGAAGCCGGAAGCUGCCGAUCACAGCGCACCCCCUUUAAACAACUUCUCUGUGGCAGAAUGCCAGCUGAUGAAAGCCGAGCGACCCCGUCCCAACACGUUCAUCAUCCGCUGCCUGCAGUGGACGACGGUCAUUGAGCGGACCUUCCACGUGGACUCCCCAGAGGAACGGGAAGAAUGGAUGCAGGCCAUUCAGAUGGUGGCCAACAGCCUAAAGACCCAGGCGGCGGAAGAGGAAGACAGGAUGGAUUACAAGUGUGGCUCCCCCAGCGACAGUCCAGGGGCCGAGGAAAUGGAAGUGGCUGUGACCAAGGCCAGAACCAAGGCGACCAUGAGUGACUUCGACUACUUGAAACUCCUGGGAAAGGGCACUUUUGGGAAGGUCAUCCUCGUACGGGAAAAGGCCACCGGGCGCUACUACGCCAUGAAGAUUCUACGCAAAAAGGUCAUCAUUGCCAAGGAUGAAGUGGCCCACACCGUCACGGAGAGUCGAGUGCUGCAGAACACGAGGCACCCCUUUCUCACGGCCCUGAAGUACGCCUUCCAGACCAACGACCGCCUCUGCUUCGUCAUGGAAUACGCCAACGGAGGGGAGCUGUUCUUCCACCUCUCGCGAGAACGUGUCUUCACGGAGGAGCGUGCCCGCUUCUACGGGGCUGAGAUCGUUUCUGCCCUGGAGUAUCUCCACUCGCGGGAUGUGGUCUACCGUGACAUCAAGCUGGAGAACCUCAUGCUGGAUAAAGACGGGCACAUCAAAAUCACGGACUUUGGGCUGUGCAAGGAAGGCGUGUCCGAUGGAGCCACCAUGAAGACCUUCUGCGGGACACCGGAGUACCUGGCCCCAGAGGUGCUGGAGGACAAUGAUUACGGGCGGGCCGUGGACUGGUGGGGCCUGGGCGUGGUCAUGUACGAGAUGAUGUGCGGCCGGCUGCCCUUCUACAGCCAGGACCACGAGCGCCUCUUUGAGCUGAUCCUCCUGGAGGAGAUCCGCUUCCCCCGCACCCUCAGCCCUGAAGCCAAGGCCCUGCUGGCCGGCUUGCUCAAGAAGGACCCCAAGCAGAGGCUGGGGGGCGGCCCCAACGACGCCAAGGAGGUAAUGGAGCAUCGGUUCUUUGCUGCCGUUAACUGGCAGGAUGUGGUGCAGAAGAAGCUCAUCCCCCCUUUCAAGCCCCAGGUGACGUCCGAAAUAGACACGCGGUACUUUGAUGACGAGUUCACAGCCCAGUCCAUCACCAUUACGCCCCCAGACCGAUACGACUGCGUGGACCCCCUGGACGCCGACCAGCGGACGCACUUCCCUCAGUUCUCCUACUCAGCCAGCAUUCGGGAGUAGGGCUGCAGCGCCUCCGGAGAGAGCACGGGGCCGGCCAGGGCCACCCACCCCGUCUGGCUGAUCCCGGCUUCCCAUUCCUGGGAGCCAAGCGGAGGAGCCUGGACCUGCCACAUCGACCCUUGCAGUCAGGACCAGCUGACUCACUUGUGCCCAGGUGUCCCUGCCCCCCCCAUACCUCCCCCCGCCCUUUGCCUCUGGGCCACCACUGAAUGUCCCCUGGAAAUUGCUUUGGCGUGUUUGGUGGCUUCUGAGGGCUGCGCUCGGGCACCGCGUUGCGUUGGCGGAAGGCGGGAAGCACCGUUCACUGCCUCACGUAUGGGCUGCCGUGGUGGCCUUGGUGGCUUGCAGGGCUGUGCUAAGAGAGGCAGAGCCCCGAAAUCCCAGCACCCCAGGGGAUAGUGGCCGGCUGGCCGGCCAGCGCUCAGGUGCCUCUUGAGGACAGUUGGCUUUGGGUGGAGCAGGGCAACCCCCAUGCCUCCGUGGGUGCCGCUGUUAAGAGGAGUGCGGAGCUGCCCUCCAGGUAAUGGGGAGCUGGCCCCCACUUAGCACCGCGGCCUUUCAAGGAACGCCGGGGGGCCGGGCAAAGCAGCUGCACCCUCCUGGCCUGUGACAGUCUGUAGCUGCUGCUUGCAAGGCCCAGGACUGGCCCUCGCUGGAGCGAUUGGGCCCAGCUGCCCCUGCCCAGUAGUUCAUCUGAAGGGGGCUGCCCGUGUGCAACUGGGGCCGGGGUCUGAGUUCCCUGGCCCAGGUCUUGUAGUGGCCCUGGCAGUGUUUCCCCCUCUCUCUCUCCAGCUGUGGAAGAUGGCUGCCUGCCUCUCCCAUCUCUGGCCCAGUGGGGUAGGCAGCCCCCUGACCUCUGGCCCUCCUCCUCAUGGCUGCAGGGCCCUGCCUUGGGAGGAAGGGGGCCUUUUGCCUUGCCCCCCAGGCCUAUGUGGCUUGACCGGGGAAGAAGCAGGCAGCCCGGAGUCGCUCGACUCUGCCAGGGCGCAGGUGCUGCUCAGCUGAGUUGCCCCAGAGGGCCCAGAAGCCACACAGCCAGCCCCCCCCCCUGCCCCCCCCCCCUUUGCUAAAGAGGAGGUUGUGAUCCUCUGGCAAGCCUGGCCGGGAGGUGGACUGACCUUCCUGAAGCUGGGGAACAGUCCGCAGGGCCCCCCGCCCCCUGUGCAAGGAGUGGGAGGCCUCUAGGGAAAGGGGCUUCUCCAGCUGUGCUGCUGGCAGGCCAGAGCAGUCCCUCCUGCCCACCUGUGUGGUCUCUUGGGCAGGUACCAGAGGAUGCCACCUGGU